This is a messenger RNA of Neohortaea acidophila, 2765 nucleotides long. Its product is annotated as condensin complex subunit 2/barren. Gene Ontology annotation, biological process: mitotic chromosome condensation. Gene Ontology annotation, molecular function: chromatin binding. The record is from RefSeq and is a predicted model, not a curated record. The coding region runs from base 130 to 2592 and encodes 820 amino acids. The transcript has 2 exons. Gene Ontology annotation, cellular component: condensin complex. NCBI's taxonomy places the organism in Eukaryota, Fungi, Ascomycota, Dothideomycetes, Mycosphaerellales, Teratosphaeriaceae.
CAAAAGCGCAGCAACACCACGCAUUAAUUCACGAAUCGCUGAACAGGCAGAGACACCACCGCAGUGCGUCACGGAAUGCUGUGAAGUGUGAACACCCAAUAGACACGACGCCUUCACAUCUCCGCCAACAUGCCGCGCGUCCGGGGCAACACCGCCAACACGGCCGGAGGCAUGAAAAGCGUCCAGAUCCCACUAAACGACGACCGAGAAGAAAAGGCCGCACGCCUGCAAUCGCGACAGGCCGCGCACACCAAGCAGAUGGAGCAGUACAAAGCCGUCGCAUCGCCCGCCAAAAAGCGCAAGUCCCUCGGCGACAGCAUCGGACCCUCCACCCCGUCCCAAGACCCCGACCAGCAUUACGAUGUCGCCGGCACCGCGGUCACGCCUAUGAAGCGUGUGCCCAUCCUGGCCAAUUUCGAGGAGUGGAUGAAGAUGGCGACGGAUAACAAGAUCAAUGCCACCAACAGCUGGAAUUUCGCGCUCAUUGAUUAUUUCCACGACAUGAGUUUGUUGCGCGAAGGCGAUGGCCGGGUGAACUUUCAAAAGGCGAGCUGUACGCUUGAUGGGUGUGUCAAGAUUUACACGAGUCGAGUCGAUAGUGUCGCCACGGAGACGGGAAAGCUGUUGAGUGGGUUGGCGGAAAGCAGGGAUAAGAAGAGCAAGAAAGGUGGAGAUGACGCGGGCGAAGAAGGAGAGGGAGAGGACGGCGAGGAAGAUGAGGAGGAUGGAGACGGCAGUGGGAAGAAGAAGAGCCGGAAGAAGGCACAGAGGAAUGCGGAGGCGACAUUGGCGACAUCCUUUGAUCAGCUGAGACUGAAGAAGAUGGAGCUGGAGUUUUCCGUGGAUCCCCUCUUCAAGAAAGCUUCCGCGGAUUUCGAUGAGGGUGGAGCAAAGGGCCUGCUGUUGAAUCAUCUGUCCAUCGAUGGAACUGGCCGAAUCGUGUUUGACAGUAGCGACGAUGCGCAAGAGACCUCACCAGACGACAGCAGAAGAGACAGCAUGGAACCGGACGGCGGAGAGGAGGAAGAGAAGUCGAAAGAGGCGUCCGAAGCAAUUCUGCAGGACGGCGCUGUCGAUGUCGCGGCACUGGGCGCACGCUUCUUCCCCGACCUGAGCAAGCUCGACAACCAGCACAUCUGCCCGAGCCUAAAGACAUUCGAGCUAGGUGCAGGGGAUGCAGCCAUGGACCUCCCAUUCCUCAAAGCCCCGGAGAACUGGCGUGACGAACACCCAGAAGUCACACCAAACGGCACAGGCCUCGGAGACGAAAGUGCAAAUCCCGACGACAACAACAACACUUUCUCGCCAGACUACGACAACGACGACGCCGGCUUCGACCUUCCCCCGGAAACAGGGUUCGGCGAAGGAGGUGAAGCCUGGGCGCGCGACGCCGCUCUCGAACCGCAAAUGCGCGUCCACGACAUCGCAGACGGCAGCGAAGAGGCAGGCGAGGUCGGCACCUUCGACACCGAUGGCGCCACCUACGGCGUCAAACUACACCACCGCUCGCACGACUCCGAUGAACAGGAGAACAUUCUGCAGUACUUCGACACCGCCCUGCGCAAAAACUGGGCCGGCCCGGAACACUGGAAGAUUGCGAAGAUCCGGGAAGCCAACAAAGCGGCGCAGGCGCCGAAGGAGAAGCGCAAGGAGAAGGAGCCGUUUGAGAUUGAUUUCGCGGCGCCCAUGACGCAGGAGCUGGCGACGGCGUUGUACACGAGUGCAAGCAGUAAUGCGGCCAUCUCGCUGCCGAAGAAAGACUGGAAGAGUAAGAGUCGCAAUCUCCUGCCAGAUGACAAGCAUUUCAAUUCAAGAGAUUUGCUGCGCUUGUUCUUGAAGCCGAAGGCGAGGAUUGGCGCGAGGAGAGGAGGCGCACAGCGAAGGCUGGCCGAGCCGGUAGUGGGAGAGGGAGAGAUCGAUGAGGCAUACUGGGCUACGAAUGCCGGUGCUGCCGCCGCGCAGCCGGACGAGGAUGCAGUGCAAGGCGAUUACGAUGCGAACUUCUUCCAGGACGACAACCUGCCUCUGCCUGGCGGAAUGGAGGCGGAUGACGACGACGACUUUGCCGACGCGCGCGAGCACUUCUCCCCUGGUGCUGAUGAGGUUGAUGCUGCAGGUAAUAGUGGACCUGAGGGCAUCGGCAUCGAUGGUAUCGUCGCAGGUUCAUCGCAAGAAGGAGGAGCAGACGAGGGCGCGUUUGGUGCGAAUCUGAUCGCGCAAUCUCGACGAUCACGGCCGGAGUACGUGCAAUACGCGCGCGUGGCAAAGAAAGUGGACGUGCGAAGGUUAAAAGAGGAGAUGUGGAGGGGCAUCGGAUUCGAAGCAAUGACACGAGACCAACCCAACACCACCACCACCCUCGCACCCCCCACCCUCGCCAAAGCCAAAACAGACACGCUCCACUUCGUCGACAUCAUGAACAACCUCAAGCACGUCUACCCCCAACAGCAAAUGCUGGACAUCAGCACGAGUUUUGGGUUCAUUAGCUUGCUGCACUUGGCGAACGAGAAGGGGCUGGUGAUUGAGAGUGUGGAGGGGUGGGAGGACUUGACUGUGCGGAAGGAUUGGGAUGCUGUUGUUACGGGGGAUUGAUUUUCGACACGUGUAGUACUGCUGGGCGUUUGGGGAGCGAAUGAGGUCACGUUGAUCCGACUGAUGGGCGCUUUUUGGGUAUGAACGACUGCAGUGUACAGGAUACCGGGUGUGACUCGCAUCAUACAUCAUUCAAGCAAGAUAUCGACGUAUCUCCACCCUUCCAACCCCGC